Babesia microti strain RI is the source of this 372-nucleotide messenger RNA. RefSeq names its product V-type H+-transporting ATPase subunit F. The transcript is spliced from 3 exons. Gene Ontology annotation, biological process: proton transmembrane transport. The record is from RefSeq and is a predicted model, not a curated record. Lineage: Eukaryota; Apicomplexa; Aconoidasida; Piroplasmida; Babesiidae. Gene Ontology annotation, cellular component: membrane; proton-transporting V-type ATPase, V1 domain. Gene Ontology annotation, molecular function: proton-transporting ATPase activity, rotational mechanism. Bases 1 to 372 code for a protein of 123 amino acids.
AUGACAAUACAGCGCCAGAUAACCAACGCCAAAAUAUACAUUAUUGGUGAUAAGGACACGGUUAUCGGUUUUCUUCUCGCCGGCGCAGGCAACAAGGAUGGAAGGGGUAGAACCAAUUACACAGUUGUUACACCAAAAAUGGACAAAAUCCAAAUUGAAAAUGUAUUUAGAUCGUAUGUGGAACAAGAAGAUUGUGGGAUAAUCAUCAUUAAUCAGCACCUGGCCGAAAAGAUUAGGAGCACUGUCAAUAUGCACGUCAAACCAAUUCCAUCUGUUGUAGAAGUUCCAAGCAAAACCCAACCAUAUGAUCCUAGUAAGGAUGUAAUUAUGAAACGGAUUGAAGUUUACAAGAAUGUUAAUUCGAACAAAUAA